Messenger RNA from Jatropha curcas, 2832 nucleotides. Its product is annotated as chloride channel protein CLC-c. Gene Ontology annotation, cellular component: intracellular membrane-bounded organelle; plant-type vacuole membrane. Lineage: Eukaryota; Viridiplantae; Streptophyta; Magnoliopsida; Malpighiales; Euphorbiaceae. Gene Ontology annotation, biological process: chloride transport; transmembrane transport. Gene Ontology annotation, molecular function: voltage-gated chloride channel activity. The record is from RefSeq and is a predicted model, not a curated record.
GUUUACGUGCACGCCCCUGAGUCCUCUGUAGAACAACUUCAAACGCUUUGACGAUUGACUAGUCAGUAGAUUUCUAAUCAUAUGGGACAAGUCUCUGUCUACUUCCUCUCUUCAGUAUCGUUAUUACUCGUUUCAGCUAGGCCAAAAGCCACUGGAGCUUGAAGCUUUUCGUUGGCGGAUUGUAUGGAUAGAAACUAAAGUCUCUUUCUCUUCAUCCUCUGCAAUCGCAGUUUUGUUUAGUUUUAGGAGCAGCAGGUAUGGACGAAGAGGAUAAGACGAGUAAUGUGAAUAUUAAUUACGAAAGUGAAAGGGAGCGAGAUAUUGAAAACAAUGACAAAGGGAUCGACGAACCACUUUUACUGAAGAGCGCUAAUAGAACCUCCCAAAUUGCUAUUGUUGGUGCCAAUGUUUGCCCCAUUGAGAGUCUUGAUUAUGAGAUUUUCGAAAAUGAAUUACUUAAACAGGACUGGAGAUCCAGGAAGAAAAUUCAGAUAUUUCAGUACGUUCUACUUAAGUGGGCAUUUGCACUUUUUAUAGGCCUAUUUACUGGACUAGUUGGAGUUUUCAACAAUAUUGCUGUAGAGAACAUUGCUGGUUAUAAGUUUUUGCUCACCUUCAAUCUCAUGGAAAAGCACCAAUAUUUCAAGGCAUUUGCCACAUAUGCUGGUAGCAACAUAGCAUUAGCGGUUGCUGCAGCAGCUCUCUGUGCUUUCAUUGCUCCAGCAGCUGCAGGAUCUGGUAUUCCUGAGGUAAAGGCCUAUCUCAAUGGCAUUGAUGCUCACUCAAUACUGGCCCCAGGCACCCUUUUUGUAAAGAUUUUUGGUUCCAUUUUGGGCGUUUCUGCUGGAUUUGUUGUGGGCAAAGAAGGGCCUAUGGUUCACACAGGUGCAUGCAUAGCCUCUUUAUUGGGACAAGGGGGUUCUCGCAAGUACCAUUUGACUUGGAAAUGGUUAAGGUACUUCAAAAAUGAUCGUGACCGACGAGACUUGAUCACCUGUGGAGCUGCUGGUGGUGUAGCUGCUGCUUUUCGUGCUCCAGUUGGUGGUGUUCUCUUUGCCCUUGAGGAAGCUGCUUCUUGGUGGCGGAGUGCUCUUCUUUGGAGGACUUUCUUCACAACUGCAGUAGUCGCUAUAGUUUUGAGAGCCUUUAUAGACUAUUGCUCUAAUGGAAAGUGUGGACUGUUUGGGGAAGGAGGUCUGAUAAUGUAUGAUGUCAGUUCAGCGAAGUUAACAUAUAGAGGCUCAGAUUUAUUAGCAGCGAUACUCCUUGGAGUUAUUGGGGGCAUUUUUGGAAGUCUAUAUAACUAUCUUGUGGAUAAAGUCCUCCGAACUUACAGCAUCAUCAAUGAAAAAGGUGCUACAUUCAAAAUUCUACUUGUUACUACCGUUGCCAUCUUGACAUCAUUUUGUUCUUUUGGGUUACCCUGGUUUGCAAAAUGCCAUCCCUGCCCUACUGAUCUUACUGUAAGUUGUCCCAGCACAGGGGAUUCUGGAACGUACAAAGACUUCAACUGCCCUUCUGGUUACUACAAUGACCUUGCCUCCCUCUUUCUAAACACCAAUGAUGAUGCAAUUCGCGACCUGUUUAGCUCCAGCACUGAGAAAACUUUUCUUAUUUCCACUCUGAUAGCGUUCUUUGCUUAUGUUUAUUUUCUUGGUAUUAUCACUUAUGGGAUUGCUAUCCCUUCAGGGCUCUUCAUCCCUGUCAUACUAGCUGGGGCCUGCUAUGGCCGUCUUGUUGGGAGACUGUUUAAAUCUGUAUCUAAACUUGACACUGGUGUUUUUGCUCUACUUGGAGCAGCUUCCUUCCUCGGUGGAACAAUGAGGAUGACAGUUUCCCUUUGUGUUAUACUACUCGAGCUCACUAAUGACUUAUUAUUGCUUCCGCUUGUUAUGUUGGUUCUCCUUGUCUCAAAAACUGUGGCUGAUAACUUCAAUAAGGGUGUCUAUGACCAAAUAGUGAAAUUGAAAGGAUUGCCUUACAUGGAGGCCCAUGCAGAACCUUACAUGAGACAUUUGUCCGCGCAAGAUGUUCUUUCUGGUCCAUUGGUCACUUUUUCUGGUGUUGAGAAGGUGGGUAAUAUAAUUCGUGCAUUGAGGACUACUGGACACAAUGGGUUCCCUGUGAUUGAUGAACCGCCUUUCUCAGACGCACCUGAACUUUGUGGGGUUGUAUUGCGGUCCCAUUUGCUUGUUUUGCUCAAGGGAAAGACUUUCUCAAGGGAAAGAGUGCUUGCUGGUGAAGAGAUCUUGCAUAGAUUUCAAGCAUUUGAUUUUGCUAAAGCAGGAUCAGGGAAAGGUGUCAAACUCGAGGAUCUAGAUGUUGAAGAGGAGGAGAUGGAAAUGUAUGUUGAUCUGCAUCCUAUUACAAAUACAUCACCAUACACAGUUGUCGAAACUAUGUCUCUUGCCAAAGCUGCAAUUCUCUUUCGACAACUUGGUCUCAGGCAUAUGUGUGUGGUGCCGAAGGGUCAAGGGAGGCCUCCAAUUGUCGGCAUUUUGACCCGACACGACUUCAUGCCGGAGCAUGUCUUAGGAAUCUACCCUCAUAUCAGGCCUCGUAAGUAGAUCUGAGUUAUUCGAACUACGAAUUUGUGGUGAUUAGUUUGGUUGUGUAUACAUGGCUUCACUAUUUGAGGAUGAUCCAGUUACUACUGUUCCUUCUGCUGCAAGUUAAGACUUACCAUUUUAAGAUUAACUUGUCUAGUAUUCGGUGAGCUUUACACAUGACUUGGCUCUACUUUGCACAUGGUUAAUGUCGUUGUUUCAUUCAUAUAUUCAUUAAUACCCUAUAUUCUCAGUAUUAUGUUCGUUAGUUGCCAAAUCUGUUGUU